This is a messenger RNA of Numida meleagris (helmeted guineafowl), 2205 nucleotides long. It is a transcript of the gene VPS37C, whose product is annotated as VPS37C, ESCRT-I subunit. The record is from RefSeq and is a predicted model, not a curated record. Gene Ontology annotation, biological process: ubiquitin-dependent protein catabolic process via the multivesicular body sorting pathway; protein targeting to vacuole; protein targeting to membrane. Lineage: Eukaryota; Metazoa; Chordata; Aves; Galliformes; Numididae. Gene Ontology annotation, cellular component: ESCRT I complex. Bases 253 to 1320 code for a protein of 355 amino acids. The transcript is spliced from 5 exons.
CGGAAGCCGGUGACAGCGCGGCCCGGCGGCCCGAAGCCGGGCGGAGCGAGGCCGGGCCUUGCGCCCGCCGUUGCUUGCGGCCUUCCCGUGCCGCCUUGGGCAGCCUCGCGUUGGCGGAGGGGGCUCCGCGCUGAGCCCCGAGCGGGGACGGAGCUGGGGGGAAGCGGGCCGAAGGGAGGAGAGCCUUGACAGAAGCGCCUGACACAAGCAAGCGGGCCUUCCGGGUGCUCUGAGCCUGUGGCUGCACUGAGCAUGGACACCCUGAAGAACCGUACCGUGGAGGAGCUGCAGGCCCUGCAGGAGGAUGCUGCGGAGAUCGAGCGCUUGGCCCUGGAGUCCAGGGAGGUGCAGGAGCUGCAGCUGGAGAGGGAGAUGGCGCUCGCUGCCAACCGCAGCCUUGCCGAGCAGAACCUGAAAUUCCAGGUCCCGCUGGAGACAGGACGCUCUGAGCUCUCCAGCAAGUACGAGGAGCUGCAAAAGCUUGCUGAACACUGUAAGGAGCAGAAGGCAAAGCUGGAGAAAUUUUCAGCCGCAAUGCAUCCUCAGAUGUUGCUGGAUCUCCUGCAGGUGGAAAGCCAAAAAAUUGAAGAGGAGUCUGAGAAAAUGGCUGAGAAGUUCCUGGAGGGUGAGGUAGCCCUGGAGACCUUCCUCGAGCAGUUCUCGGUGAUGAGGAAGUUGUCCCACUUGCGCCGGGUCAAGGUGGAAAAGCUGCAGGAGGUGCUGCGGAAGUCGCGAGCGCCACAGGAGCCUGUCAGGGACUCACAGCAGCAGCAGCCUCCUUGUGCACCCGUGGACCCACCGCAGCCACUGCCCGUCCCAUCAGGGUCUCCUUCCUUGCCGCUGCCCUAUAGCCCGGCCCCAGCCAUGCCGCUCGGCCCCACGGCGCACGGAGCUCUCCCACCCGCUCCUUUUGCCGGCGCCCCGCUCCCCUCGGGCCACGUUGCUGCCUCUCAGCCCAGCACCCAGCCUGCCUUUCCCUACCAGCCUCCUCCAGGUGCCCCCUACCCACCCUUGCAGGCUGCCGACUCCGCACCAGGCUACCCCAAGGCUCCCCCGGGCGCCUCGCCUGCACCAGCCUACUCCUGGUCUCCAUCCCGGGGCCCUCCGCAUGCCCCCUCCUUUCCCUCCACUCCGCCACCCAGACCUGGCUACCCACCCUACACGCCCCCCGGGGCCGGGCGGCCUCAGUGUCCCUACCCCACACAGCCUCCCCUCCCCAGUUUCCCCAUCCCCCCUCAGCCUCCCUAUCCACCAGGGCCGCCCUAUGGGUACCACCCCCCACCUGGGAACUCCCCGCGCCCCGCUUGGCCUGGCAACUAAACCAGACAGCGUCCUCUGCUGCUCCCUCCUCUUGUGGACUGAGGAAGAGGAGUGAGCCCAGAGCGUGGCUCUGCACCAGAGCGUUGCAUAGGGUGAGAGAUGCAGUAGCAGCCACACCUCUUUAGGAUCAUUUUGGAGUGGUUGCUGGCUGGCUGAAGCAGCUGCUUCCCAACGGGAUCGUCCAAGCUCUGCUAUAACACCCAGGCAGCCAGCUGGGCACUGAUAGGGCCUGACCCCUCUGUGUGCGAGCAGGCAGUCCUCUGGGACCUCCUGUUUAUAACACACGUAGCAUAGGAACUCCCAGCUUCUUCACAGGUAUCCCGAAGGCACAGUGGGAAUCACAGUAUUUCGGCCGCAGGGCGUUUGCUGCCUGCAAGGGGCCUUCCUGAAAUAAGAGGUGGAAGCAGCUGGGCUCACAGGUGCGUGGCAGCGGGGAGAAGCCACCAGCGCGCCCCAAAAGAGAAGCGCAUCCCAACGCUGCCCCUUUCAGGUGGCAAAACCCUUCCCCACGCUGCCUGGGGGUGCUCGGUGUGCUUGUACACUAAGCAACGCUGGCGCUGCCCCGUGGGGUGUGCCCAGGUCGCAGGGGGAAGUCAGUGGUGCACGCUCAGCCGCUCCCCUGUGGUGCCCAGGGGUGGAUUUGGGAUUCCCCUUCUCAGGAAACACUAGCUGAUGGGAAACCAGGGCUGCCAGCGGAAACGGCGUCUGCCUUGCUCAGCACUUUUUCCCCACCAACCCCGCUUCUCUGUCUGUAAGUUAUUUAUAAGGGAAGUUUACUAAUGGACUAGAACAAGAGGAAUGCUUUGGGGGUGGGGGUGGGGGGGGUCAAUGGAAGCAGUCCGACGUCGUGGUUAAUGACAGUAAUAAAACUUGACGAAUCACACA